GGUGAACAUUAAUCAAUAGAUUAAAUGUCGUGACUACAGUAUAACACGAAAUGCCGUGAGACUGGGUUGGGUGUGGUGCACAUCAACUUCUAAAACUCACAAUAUAGUGUGGUAUGUGGUUGUAUCAUGCCCACUGUGCUCAGGUGUUGGGGCUAUGACCUGUAAUGUGAAUGACCCGGUAAAGUGGCAUGCAGAUGUGAACCCUUUGUCAAUUUUGUUUUAAUGUAAUGUUGUGAGCAGCAGCGUACAUACCCCUGCUCUUUGUUUGGACUUUGAGAUCCACUUCAUACUGCAGUCUGGUGCUGAGAUACAAGCGAGGGAACACCACUGUGUGUCUCACAUCAAACGACACUCGCUAUGGGGAUGAUUACAGCUGUUCGCCUAGAGAAACAUGAUGCUCUUUUAUGUUUAUUUUUAUUGUGAAUAGGCUUUAAUGUCUGCAUGAAGUUUAAUUUACAUCUGUUCAUGUUCAUUUGCUGGAUGGUGCGCCUGAAAGCAGUUUUGCCAUUUGUAAUUGCUCGACUAUUAUAGGGUGGUGCAGUGAUGAGGUAUAUUUGUUGGCCGACCCGGAAGACAAAAGCAAUGGGAUUUUUCUAUUGGAUUUUGGAAUAUUGCAGAAAAUAAGAACUUUGGAAACAAAUUAUAUGAAAAAGGACUCCAAUGGAGGAGUAAAUGCACUCACCAGAAGAAAAAAGCGAAUGUUAGGCUAUAAACUACAUCACAAUGUCACAUGGCUGCGCAUUGCUACCACUAAGCUAUAAGCGGCUAAUGUUCAGCAUGAUAACGUUUGAUAGUCUUAUUUAGUCACUUUUUAGCAACUGCUGUUUUUAAGACAUAUAAACUUCAGACACUUAAGUGGAGUAUUAACUGAUGUAUGAUGCUUGUGUUAAGCACAGACCAGAUUUCAGGCAUCUAACCAAAAACACAUUCUAAAUUUGAGGCGAGUGAACCUGGGAGUGCUAAAAUGCUAAACUAUUUCAGCUUUUAGGACUCAUUCCUGCACCCUCUAUCGUUGUGGGUGUAAAUGUUUUAUGUGCUAAGAUUGACUGUUCCAGUAAUCAGUACUUAUCCUAUUUCUUAUAAAUGCUCUUUCAAUGGAUAAUGCUGUUGUGCUAAUGACUUUCUUUUUGCUUGCUGUAGCCAUCAUGGCGUUCCUGUUUGACCUGAAGGCGCUGGUUGACAUGAUGUCCAUUGGAACUCUGCUGGCCUACUCGCUGGUCGCUGUGUGUGUACUGAUCCUCAGGUACCAGCCCGAUGGAGCCAUGGAGCGGCGGGAAGGCCCGGGUGAGAGGGACUAUCUCUCCUCUGAGGAGGGGGAGUCUGACCUCACAGAGUCUGAGUCUCACCUUAACAUGCUGAAGCGGGGCAGCUCCACCCUGCAGGCCGUCCUGCACCCGCCUGCCUCUCCCUCUGAGCAUUCCUCCAGCGUGGUCAAUAUGUCUGUCUGUGUGCUCGUGCUGGUAGUGUGCGUGAUGAGCUAUCUCACCACGUACCACAUCUACAACAUCCUUGAUUUGGAGGGGUGGAUCCUGGCCUCGCUAUUCGUGUGCCUGCUCAUCUUCAGCGGCUGCGUGUUCAUGGUCUGCAGGCAGCCUCAGACCACCAAGAAGGUCUCCUUCAUGGUUCCCCUUCUGCCUUUUCUGCCAAUUGUGAGCGUAUUUGUCAAUAUUUACCUCAUGGUGCAGCUGAGUGGAGAUACCUGGAUACGUUUCUCUGUGUGGAUGGCUGUGGGCUUCUUGAUCUACUUUGGCUACGGCAUGUGGCACAGUGUUGAGCGCCAGCGCAAACUCCAGGGCCCUUCAAACAGCAACAACCAGGAACACAAGAAGGCCGGCGGGGAGAAGCAGGCGGCAGGAGGAAAAGACCAGGAGGGUUUCAUCUGCCCAGAAAAAACCAGCCAGUGUUAAAAGUAAAAGACUCUGUGAGGCGACAGAUGCAUAAAAGCAAACCGCAGCUCUGCCUUGAUGCACCUGUUCAUACAGCUUCACCACGUGUGCCUCAUUCUCUAGCACAUUCAGCCUGUGAGGGCAGCGUCAGUUCUCUGUAUCAGGGGCAGCAUGAUGCUGAGCUGCUGCAUCACUGAGAUGGAAACACAUCCUGUAGAUCACAAUGUGCUUUAUGGACAGCAUGGAGGCAGAAAUAAAAGGACAGGUAACACACUGGAGAGUGAUGUUCAUUUACUUUAACAUUGAAUCAGUCGAUUGAAGACUGCAGCGACACUUUCUCUUUCUUCAUGGACAUUUUAGUGCAUGAAACACUUUUUGUCUUUUCUAUCAAUCUCUGUAUUUGUUAUCUUUAGAAGCCCAGUACGGAGCCCCCUAGGGGACAUGGAGAAGAAAAAAACUAUAUUUGAAAAAAAUAUAUAUGUUUUGCGAGAUAUCGCAAACCCUUGGCGAGAUCUCGCAAUACUUUUGCGAGAUCUCGCAAAACUUUGCAUUUAGCUCAAUGUACUUCCUGGUCAGUUCGGCU
Molecule: messenger RNA, 2469 nt
Organism: Notothenia coriiceps (black rockcod)
Lineage: Eukaryota; Metazoa; Chordata; Actinopteri; Perciformes; Nototheniidae
Product: cationic amino acid transporter 2-like
Exons: 5
Coding region: 1095-1907 (270 amino acids)
Biological process (GO): L-ornithine transmembrane transport; L-arginine import across plasma membrane
Cellular component (GO): plasma membrane
Molecular function (GO): L-ornithine transmembrane transporter activity; L-lysine transmembrane transporter activity; L-arginine transmembrane transporter activity
Source: RefSeq, a predicted model, not a curated record